CUUCACACAACGUCCUGACCAACGCUCUCCGAGUUUUUUGAAUUACAAAGCGCCACCGCCCCGCAUCGACCUUGUCCUUCUCAACUCUCCUAACCUACACACCUCUCGCACAAACCUACCUGCACCACCUGAACAACAUACCACACAAAAUGUCUACCCACACCUACAAGUUCAACAUCGGCAUGUCCUGCGGCGGCUGCUCCGGCGCCGUCUGAGCGCGUCCUCAAGAAACUCGAUGGCGUCGAGUCGUACAACGUGUCCCUCGAAACGCAAACCGCCGAGAUCGUCGCCGCAGAAUCUCUCGACUACGAGACGGUGCUGGAGAAGAUCAAGAAGACGGGCAAGACGGUGAAGAGUGGGGAGGCGGAUGGGAAGGAGAUGGCUAUUUAGAGCGCCAUGAGGGUCGGGGUACGAUGAACUUGCGCGCAUUUUUAUUGGGGAGGGAGCAUAUGGAUACCACAAAGCAUGAACGUUUAUUCC
Molecule: messenger RNA, 480 nt
Organism: Parastagonospora nodorum SN15
Lineage: Eukaryota; Fungi; Ascomycota; Dothideomycetes; Pleosporales; Phaeosphaeriaceae
Exons: 2
Coding region: 236-352 (38 amino acids)
Source: RefSeq, a predicted model, not a curated record